CUCGGGAGCUCGUCGCGACUGUGUGUCUGUCAGUGAUAAGUGAUUGUGAUCGCGAGUGUACUUGUGAUUUGUGUUCUUUUCACGAUAUACUCACAAAUUAAUAAGAAUAUGACAUAGUGUUCAACUAAGUGUAAAUGAAAAUGCUUAACGUAAUGACUUUUCGGUGUAAGCGUGCGUCCGCUGCGGCGGUCAGCGCGUUUCUGACGAUUGUAGUGUGUGCUACGUUUGAAGUAAGCUCGGUAGAGGGGAGGCAAGAACCACACAAGUUCACCAUAGAAGAAUUGUUAUCUACUCAUUUUGAACACAAGGACUCUGGAGAUCUUGGAAUGGAUCCUUGUAAAGCUGAUAACUUCCAAGGGGACAUUGCAAUACCAAGCGUGGACUACUUCAAACCUCCAACGAGUGCUCCAGUUAACAAGAUAAACAAAUCACUUCAAGAAGAAGUGGAGAGGUUGAAGAAAGAGGUGCUACUAGAGGGACUGCAGGUAGAAGAGGAGGGACUACCAGACAUAUUGAGGAAGAGGACCAAACAACCUCUGCCGUUAUCGCAAGAGAAGCCUAAGAAGUACAAUGAAGCUGUGCUGAUGACAAAGGCUUUACCUCCAGGCUUAGACAAAUCGCUGUUGUUAAAAAACGGCAAAUUACCCCCAGAUGAAAUGUUAGAUAAUUACACUAAUUCGUUUAAUCAAACGAAAUCGGACCACUUGAACCAAACAACGGUACAAGAUAAUCUGACUGAAUCAGAGAGUUUGGAACAAGAUGGAGUCCUUGUAGUAAACGUAUCAACGAACCACAUACUUAAUUUAGACGAGUUCUAUCCUAAUCUACAAAUCACUAAUGUGUCUAACAAAAUGGAUGAGAUCACUAAUAAGAUACAGAGCAACAGUAGAGAAAUUACGGGAGAUUCUAAAAAUAACAUCAAGUUUAAGGGUAUGCCUGAUAACAUCACUGUGGCUCCUGCUCCCACUAAUGGGGUUUUGCCGUCGAGCGAGCAGGACGAAGAGAAAUUGAUAAACAAGACAGAUUUAGAAGAUGGGAAGUUGUCAGAGCCUAAUUUGUUGAGGCCAACGGAGAGUCUGCAGAACUUAAUGGAUGAGACUGGUGGGAGACGGUACCGGCGGAGGAGACGGAGACACGGUAAUGGAAGACGGCUCAGAAAUAUCCACUCAAGCGAAAGAUCAGGACAAAACACGUUAAAUUCUGCUGAAAAUAAAACAACUUCUCAAUUCGUAAGGAAAAAAUUUUUUCGUCACCACAAGAAGCACAGCAGUGGUGAAAGGACUGAAAAGAAGUUCGAAAUUCCUGAACAUGAGUUCGAAGAGAGGUUCGAACUGAAACCACCUCCAAAAAACAUUUUGAAUGCGACAGAAACACACAAUUUUGACAAUUGGUUUUUUCGCAACGAUACAGAUGACUUAGAAGCGGUUGAAAGUAAUUAUUAUAAUGGCAGUGAGGUGGCAAAAAAGCGUCACCGUUCAAUACGUGCAGCAACGAAUAGGAAGGAAAGAAUUUGGGAGCAUGGCGUGAUUCCAUACGAGAUCGAUGGGAACUUCAGUGGCGCUCACAAGUCACUAUUCAAACAGGCCAUGAGACACUGGGAGAACUUCACUUGCGUCAAAUUCGUUGAAAGAGACGGUGAUCUCCAUAAAGACUACAUUGUUUUUACUGAACGUCCUUGUGGUUGUUGUUCCUUCGUCGGGAAGCGCGGCAGUGGUGCUCAAGCGAUCUCCAUCGGCAAGAAUUGCGACAAGUUCGGCAUUGUAGUCCAUGAGCUGGGCCACGUGGUCGGCUUCUGGCACGAACACACCAGACCCGAUCGAGAUCGACAUGUGCAGAUCAUCAGGGAUAAUAUUAUGCUAGGCCAAGAGUACAAUUUCAACAAAUUGACAGAAGAAGAAGUGAAUUCGUUAGGACAGACAUAUGACUAUGACUCCAUCAUGCAUUAUGCAAGGAACACGUUCAGUAAAGGAACGUAUCUCGACACCAUACUUCCAUUGGAGGUCCACGGGAAGAAGAGACCGGAGAUUGGCCAGAGAGUGAGACUCAGCGUCAGUGACAUAGCACAGACCAAUUUGCUGUAUAAGUGUGCAAAAUGCGGAAGGACACUGUUGGGUAACUCGGGGUGGUUCAAUUCCCCCGGGUGGGGCAGUGAGACUCCUCCGGCGACCCCAGAACGGUGUGAGUGGAGGAUCGUGGCGACACAUGGAGAAAGAGUUGUACUGAACAUUACUGAAAUCGACAUUCACAAGUCGGAAGACUGCAGGUCAGAGUGGGUGGAAGUAAGGGACGGGUACAUGCCAGACGCUCCAGUACUGGGCAGGGUCUGUGGUUCAGGCAAAGGACCUAUGAUGAGGUCCACCGGCUCAAGACUAACUGUUGUGUACCAACCUGGACCGAGACCGAAACCUCAUAGGGGUUUCAGGGCGUUCUAUGAAGCUGUAUGUGGAGGAGAUAUAGAAGUGGACAGCACAGGUCAUCUGGAGUCACCGAACUAUCCUGAUGACUAUCAACCCAACAAGCUCUGCAUUUGGAGACUUUCUGUACCACAGGACUACCAAGUAGCUCUUCGCUUCCACUCUUUCGAAGUUGAGAACCACGAUACGUGUUCCUACGACAAAGUCAAAGUUAGGGACGGUGACUCCAUGGAUAGUCCGCUCAUCGGUAUGUUCUGUGGACAUAAAAUACCUCCUGAUAUCAGGUCUACAUCCAACAAACUAUUGGUUAUCUUCGAAUCGGACAGUACAGUCCAGAAGGCUGGCUUCUCCGCGACUUUCAUGAAAGAGUUCGAUGAGUGCGCUUCUAUAGAACAUGGAUGCAGUCACUCUUGUGUCAACACCCUCGGAGGGUAUGAAUGUGCAUGUGAUAUUGGAUACGAGCUACAUUCGGAUGGGAAGAAGUGUGAAAAUGCUUGUGGAGGAUCCCUAUACUCACCAAACGGAACAAUAACGUCACCGUCGUUUCCUGACCUGUACCCACCUUCAAAGAACUGCCUAUGGGAGAUUGUAGCCCCACCACAACACAGGAUUACGUUGAACUUCACACAUUUCGAUUUGGAAGGCAACAACAUGUACCAACAGUUUAUGUAUUUCCAGGAAUGUGAGUACGACAGUGUGACGGUACACUCCAAGUUGGGAGCUGACGUGUUGAGGCGACAUGGAGUCUUCUGCGGAUCUGCGCUGCCACCGCCUGUGACGUCUGAUGGAUCUGUAUUAAGAGUUCAGUUCACAUCAGACGGCUCGGUGCACCGGUCAGGAUUUGCAGCAGCUUACUACAUCGACGUGGAUGAAUGCGCGGAGAAUAACGGAGGAUGUCAACAUGAAUGUCGCAAUACCCUCGGCGGGUACGAGUGUGCCUGCUACAGUGGCUUUACAUUACACGCCAACGCACACGACUGUAAGGAAGGAGGCUGCAAACAUGACGUCACGCAGCCACAUGGCACCAUAUUCAGUCCAAACUACCCUGCGACGUACCCGCCUCGGAAAGACUGCGUGUGGCAAUUCUCCACAACACCGGGCCACAGGAUCAAACUAGUCUUCCAGAAGUUUGAGUUGGAACCACAUCCAGAAUGCGCUUACGACUACGUGACUUUGUAUGAUGGCGCGUCAGCAGACGAGAAGACGCUUGGUCUUUUCUGUGGGAACAGGCUGCCACAUCCAAUCGUAGCGUCUCAGAACCAGAUGUAUGUGGUCUUCAAAUCCGAUGGUUCUGUACAAAGAAGCGGUUUCCUCGCUAAUCAUUCCACUGCUUGUGGUGGCUACCUGGCAGCAACAGAGGCAGUGCAACACUUAUACUCACACGCUCGUUACGGCGACAACGCGUAUGAAUCUCGGGCCAACUGCGACUGGAACAUCGAAGCUCCUCGCAACCACUUCGUGAAGCUCACCUUCUUGACAUUCGAGCUGGAACCAGAAGCCAACUGCCACUACGAUUACGUGCAAGUGUUUGGAGGAUUAGACGGCAGUGGAGGGAACUAUGGUACCUUCUGUGGAACUAAGAUGCCACCUGAAAUAGUAUCAACUUCCGAAGCCCUCCUUAUCAGGUUCCGUACAGACGAUUCUCUGGUGUUCAAAGGCUUCUCAGCAUCAUAUCAGAUGGUGAAACCCGUGUGGAGUGAAGAGGACAGCUUGGAAGGCGCUGAGUAUGAUGAAGAGGAAGAUGAGAGGAUGCCCCCUUUAGUGGUCGGCAGGAGGGGCUUGCGAGCUUCCAUGCCUCGCUUCGUACGUCGUCCUACGUGACGCUGGCCGCUACCCCGACAUCCGCGACAUCGCCGACCGCACCGCAAUAGCCGAACCUAAUCAGUUUUACAGAUUACAACAUUACUUUUAUAAUUUGGCAACACUGUUAGAAAACUAUGUAACGCUGUAGCCCGCGAAAUUUUGACGUUUAGAAUUCAUAGUUGCCAUAAUUUAUAAACAAUUUAAGUACAAUUUUGUAACAAGCUAUUUUUUGUAAUGCUAGUUUUUCUUUUUUUACUAAUUUUAUAGUAGCGCAAUGCGGUCAGUUGCUAUUAAAACAGUUGCGAUAAAGCAUCAAUAAAGACACUAUUUUGAAACGUUAUUUUUUACGACUGAAUAAAAAUGUAAAUAAAUUAAUAUUCCUAGUCUAAUUUAGGUCUAUUACUUAAAAUAGUGGUUACCAUUGUAAUACUCGUACGAGAUUAUGUAUGAAUCGCAUUAUCCUUAUAAGUGAUGUUAUUUAUUAUCAUAAUUAUUACAUAACCUAUUACCAAAGAAAUGUUCGUAGCUCUCAUUAGUAACAGUUUUUUACAUAACGUUGUUUGCAUUUUUACUAUGUAUUUUCAAGACGAAGUUAUUGUAACUGCUAAUAAAUGUUAGACAAGCGCACAUAGAAUCAUUUACAUGCAUUUAUAUACAUUAAUGUAAAUUAGAAGAUAGAAUUUGAGACAAUAUAUAAUUAUAAGUCCUAGUUUAAGAUGUAAAAAGUUAUUUUAUAAUAGGUGUUCAAUUCAUAUCAAAACGUGAAUACAUUGAUUGUAUAUUGUAUACUAUUGAAUAAGCAUUUUCCUGAAUAUUAAGUGGGUGUUUGAUUAUUUUGGCAAGCAGAAAUCAAUACUUACUCGUUACAUUUUUAACUUACUUCUUGUUUUAAUGUAAAGUACACGAAACCAAAUAUUUUAGACGAUUAAUAAUUAGAUAUUAUUAUUUUAAGAUCUCCACAUUUUUUUUCUAAGAAGUAACACAAGAAUAUUAUUUUGAUAACUUCCAAAGAUUUUUAUUUUCUUUAAAUAAGAUGUAGGUAUCGCCAGUCUCUCAUUGAGUAAUUUUGAUUUUAUAUUAUUUUGUACUUAAUUGCUAAGAACACAAAGACGAAAACGGAAUGUUACAAUUUUUGUAACUAUUUUUUUUAUUCCUGUUGAUUUGAGACGAUCAGGUUAACAUUACCGUAAUUACAUAAUUAUUAAAGUCAUAAACUAUGUUAUUAGUUGUUAUUGUGCCAAUAUAUGGAAUACUUAGUUACUGUUAAAAUGCCAUAGAGUAAAUUAGGAUAGUGUUUUGUAACUUAAUUAUGAAUAUUUAUACGUAGGAAUGUUAUUUUUAUUAAAAUGGAAUGAAAUGUA
Spodoptera litura is the source of this 5578-nucleotide messenger RNA. RefSeq names its product tolloid-like protein 1 tolkin (gene tok). The record is from RefSeq and is a predicted model, not a curated record. Gene Ontology annotation, biological process: proteolysis. NCBI's taxonomy places the organism in Eukaryota, Metazoa, Arthropoda, Insecta, Lepidoptera, Noctuidae. Gene Ontology annotation, molecular function: zinc ion binding; calcium ion binding; metalloendopeptidase activity.